UCUUUUUGUCUUAUAGCUGGGCUUAGUCCAAUCAGGCCAACUUCAUAUUUAAAACAAAGCGACUGAACGCUAACUUGUCUUUGAAGUCAAACAAAAAGGAGCACUUUAUUCGUCCUCACUUUGAACCUAAAAUACACCGUUUUUGUUUCAAAGGCUUGCUUACUUGCAAGAAGUCUCUAAAGUUUCCGAAUAAGAGGAAGACAUGUGCUGCGAUUCAAACCUCAUUUCAAGAUGGCGUGCUGCACACACCUACUUUGCCAAGCCUCGGCGUCUGGGAAGCUGGAAGACGUGUUGAAUUUAUUGAGAGCUGGAGCUGAAGUUAAUGGACUGAAUGAGUUUAGGAGGACUCCUCUGCAGGUGGCGAUGCUCGGAAAUACCGAGCUCGUCCAGGCUCUCCUCGCGGCAGGAGCUGAUCCCAACGCGCGAGACCAGAUCCUAAACCUCACCGUGACUCACGACGCCGCACGCGAAGGUUUUGUGGAGACUGUGCGUGUGCUGAUAAAUCACGGAGCGGACGUGAAUCUCGCGGACGAAAUCGGGAACCUGCCGCUGCACCUGGCCGCAAGGGAGGGGCACCUGGAGGUGGUGAGGAUGCUCCUGGACCUCACCGAGGACCCCUGGAGGACCAACCGCGAGGGACACACCGCGCUGUGGCUGGCACGAGACUUCAAUCGCGUAGAGACGGCUGAUUUCAUUGAACAAUAUCUGGGACUCGAGUAGGUCUUAUUGCUAAUUUGUGUUUAUUAUAAUGGCGCUGCAUUGUUUUUGGUUGUUCAAAUACAGCACCCUUUGUCUUUGUGCCGAAGUGCUUGAUAAAUAAAACAGAUAUGCGUCUUUAUCAUGCGACAUCAGAAGCCAUACUGAUUGUAAAAACAAGAAAUAAACUUCAACACACA
Molecule: messenger RNA, 896 nt
Organism: Gambusia affinis (western mosquitofish)
Lineage: Eukaryota; Metazoa; Chordata; Actinopteri; Cyprinodontiformes; Poeciliidae
Gene: cdkn2c
Product: cyclin-dependent kinase inhibitor 2C (p18, inhibits CDK4)
Exons: 4
Coding region: 232-720 (162 amino acids)
Biological process (GO): negative regulation of cell population proliferation; regulation of cyclin-dependent protein serine/threonine kinase activity
Cellular component (GO): nucleus
Molecular function (GO): cyclin-dependent protein serine/threonine kinase inhibitor activity; protein kinase binding
Source: RefSeq, a predicted model, not a curated record